Dicrocoelium dendriticum is the source of this 1417-nucleotide messenger RNA. NCBI's taxonomy places the organism in Eukaryota, Metazoa, Platyhelminthes, Trematoda, Plagiorchiida, Dicrocoeliidae. The record is from the annotation of a GenBank genome assembly.
AUGUGUGCCAUGUCAUACCCGACUUUCCUCAAAUCCCUACCGUACACAGGCGCCGCAAUGCCCAGUUAUCACUCUGCGUACACUGGUAAAACAACCACUGAGGGAGUAGCCGCGAGCCGGCUUCCGCAGUCGCUUCCACCGGACCACCCAGAUGUGCACAGAUGUGGCACACAAUACGGGUCAGUAUAUGACCCAGUCCGUACUUCAACAAUGCCGCUGAUAUCACAAGGACCAUCGUUGAAAGUCGGCACGCAUCAAACAGCUUCCCAUUCGUUCUGGUACAUGCCGCCGGGCUUCGAGGACGUUACACAUGGAACAUACACUGGCGGAUAUUUAUGUCAGCCAACGUGCAACAACAAUAGCUGGUCUUUAUACACGCCGUCAGCUUCAGCGGGGAACGAAACCCAGUCGGGGUUGUCCCACGAUUCUCGAAUAGACGUGACAGGGGAUCCGAAACCAAAUUUCAGCUACAUUGGUCUCAUCGCAAAGGCUAUCCUGAGCACAGAGGAACGUCGCAUGAUCUUGUCGGAAAUUUACCAGUGGAUUCAAAUGAACUAUCCCUAUUUCCGAUCCAGAGGUCCUGGAUGGAGAAACUCCAUUCGGCACAAUCUGUCACUGAACGAUUGUUUCAUCAAAAUUGGUCGCGCUGCAAAUGGAAAAGGACACUACUGGGGAAUUCAUCCGGCGAAUCUGCACGACUUCUUGGCCGGUGACUUUCGUAGACGCCGAGCACAAAGGAAAGUUCGUCAGGCUCUCGGAUUGGCUUGUAGUCACGAGGAUCACGACAGCCCGUCCCCAGACUCGCCCACUUUGGUUCCUGAAGUCCGUUCGUCGUCGAGUCCAUUGUUGGACACAGUUGGUUUGCAGCACACCACCUCAUAUAAUGCCCUCAUGGAACCAAACCGGAUGCGAAUGGUUCCAGCGAGCCAUGCUUCGAAUUCCGCAUUGUCACCUCCAUCGAAACGCAGCGCCAGUUACGACAGAACCGACUGGGGUGCGUUUUAUGGUGGAUAUCAAUACACGUCGGAAGACGCAACGUUAUCGUGGCUUUCGAAAAUGUUCUUCCUACACCAGCCCCGGCAACAACAAAUGCAGGUUUUGCCACAGGUAGACAACCUCUCUGGGAAUGCGACCGGUAUGCACACGACCUCCUUACAAACCACAAAGGGGAAACAUGGUUUCAGUGUUGCUCGCCUCCUUGAUGAGUCGGAGUGCGUCCAUAAGCCUCGAAAUUACUCUAGAUCCCGAAAAUCCAAUGAUCAUCCACUACCACGGGACGCACAUAGUUCAUACGAUGCAGAUUCAAAUGGAAAGUGUCAAACUUUUAGCUUGAUCAAAUCAGACGAUACCAUUUCCCUCCCCACUGCACUGGAUUUCACCACCUCCAAACGACGAAAAACUUGUCCAUAGAGAGCUU